GUGACGUUUAACAACGAAAUAACGCUUUCACUCGUUGGCAUGGAUUUCGGCUAAUAAACAACACGUUGGAGGGGGAUUUUGUAACGCAUUUAAACGUUAGCUACUUCAAAUUAGCAUAGUGUUUUGUUUAGCUAAUCCAUCAAUAUUUAAACAAUCUAGAUUGCGAAAACCGGAAUAUUUUUCCUACUCUGAAGUUUCUGGUGCUAGCCAGCUAGUUUAGCACAACUGGCUGGCCUUUGUUUGUCAUGGGUGUUUUUCACACAGUGCCGUUGAUCAGAUAACUAAUAUUUUCGCCUUUCAACAUCCCUGAAUUUUAUAAAGAUGAAGAGAAAUGUGUCUCGAUUACGGUUAAGUCCAAAUGAAGAAGCUCAACUCAUUCGAGAGGAACACGAGAGGAGAAGGAAGCUGCGAAUACAACAGGUGAGGGAACAGGAGCGGUAUAUCGCUCUACAAAUCCGCACGGAGGUGCAACUGCGAAGGGAGCGCGAGCUACAAAACCUGGCAGAGGAGUUGAAGGGGGAGUGGGAGCAACAGCAGAGUGAGAAACUGAAGACCCUGCAAAAGUUAUACCAGGACAAUCUCCGAGUUUUGGGAGAGGGACAUAGAAGUGCCAAAGAAAAUGAGCCUGACUGGGAGGCAAUUGCACAGAAAAAUGAGGAGAAUCAUGUUCGGGCAGAUGAGCGCUAUCGAGUAGCCCUCAAAGAGCUCAAAUCACAGAGACAGAAAGAUCAGGAGGAACAAAAUCGUUUUAUCGAGGCUAAGAAGAAGUCCAUACAGGUGGAGAAGCAGAGAGCAGCCAAAGUGGCCAACUUCCCAUCCCUUCCACCCAACCCAAUUGAGAGUAUUGAGUCAAGGAAGCUGCAUGCAGUGAAGAAAUCAGACGUGGAUGCCUUCUCUGUGACUCACUAUCAUAUGCCAGAGACUGCAGUGGACAGGGAAGUCUACACAGCACAGCCAAACGCACAGGUGGCGGCAUUGGAGGAGAUGCAGCGCCUGCAGGAGCUCGGACAGGAGGAGCAGAGAGCGAGUCGGGAGCAGCUGGAGAAGGCUCGUCUCAGGGGUAACCACGCGCUGAGGAGGGAACAGCUCACACAGGACCGAGAGCGCCUCCUGGUGGAGCUUGAACACAUGCAUCAGACAGACCUUUUGAGGCGCAGGCAGGUGAUGGCUCAGAUGCCUGCCCAGAUCUUCCAGCCGCUCCACAAGAGACAGGAAAUGAAGGAGGACUGGCAGAGGGAUAUGGAGUUCGCCUUCGAGGACAUGUACACUGGAGAGAGGAGAGUGAAAGGUGACCUGGUGCUGCAGCUGGUCCCAGAGCCUCUCCUAGCUGUGUCCACUGGCAGCCAGGAUGAAGACCUAGACCUGACCCAGGAGGCCACCCCUGACCUUACACCCUUGGCUGGGGCAGAGGAACAACAUGAUGAAGAACCAUCCAGGCCUCUAGGUGGUGCUCCCAGACAGGCCUUGAAGAAACUAUUGACCCGCAUCAGGUCACAGAGAGACCAGUGGAGCUACCGGAGGCUGGUUGAUCCCCCAGGUGACUGCCGAACUACCCCGACAGCAGAGUGCGACACGUCCGCAGGCAUUACGACCAUUGAGACAGGUUCUCUGGCCAGUGAGGAGAGGGGCCGUCCUUUGACCACUAUUUCCAGACUCCCAGACCCCUCUCAGUCAGCCCAAGCUAUAGAGACAACAGAAGAGUCCAUAGUGGCUGGUACCCUGCUCCAUCCUGAUAAACAAGCCAUCAAGAUCCACACAUUUGAAACCGAGAGGAAGAGGAGGGAGGAGGAGCUGGAGAGGCAAAAGCAGGAGCAGAUAGCCCUGCUACAGGAGUUAGAGGAGAAGAAGAGCAGGCUGGAGCUGCUGCUGCAGGAGGCCCAGCAAGAGAGAGAGCAGCUGCAGACGGCCAUGAACCAGGACACACCUGCUGCAUCUGGAACACAGAAAACACCAGCCCAAGACGUCAGCCCUGCUGCUCCAACUCCCGAGUCUACUAUACACUCAGCUGCUGAGGAUGACCACUCCAGGAGAAUCCGAGAGUAUCAGCAGCGUCUCUUUGACCAGAACAGGCUUCAUAAGCAGUCCGUGGAGGAGGCUCGCCUGCGUCUGGAAGGGUACCAACGCACGCUAAGAAACCGCUACUCUGGUCAAACUAGCUCAACAUGUCUCCCUCCUGGUACCACAGCCCGUCUUCUACCACACUUUAAAGGAAGAAUCAAUCUCCCGGCAGUGCCCCUAGAACUCCCCUCUGGUUCUGCCCUGCUCCCCUGUCUCCCUGUAGCACUUAGUCCCCACUCUAGAGCUCACACCCCUUUGGACCUCCCCACACAGGAGCCCUCCAUCUUGGCUCAAACUCUCUUCCUCCCUGGCACUACAGUUGGCUCGCAUAUUAACUCCAGAACCUCACCAGUGCAGCUAGAACCCACCUUUGAAAGCCUAAGGGACCAAAGAGCAGGUGUAUGGCUGGCAGAAAAUGUGUUUAGUAGGGUCACAGAGGAUGUCCCUGAGAAGCUACCGCCACCCUCUACCUCGUUAGACCCCCAGUCCUACAGACCACAUCCUGUUUCCCUCCACCCUACUCCACACAUCCCACUCCUAUCAAGAACUGACCCCAUCCCACCCAUCAGCCCAACCCUUUCAGAAGUGGGGGCCCCGGUAAAUCCUGGGGAGGCCCCGGUAAAUCCUGGGUCUGUCCUGCGGGCCCCGGACAAGUUUGGGGAGGAGGUGGAGAGGCAGAGGCAGGAGCUACGGGAGGCCCAGCGGCGGGUGGAGGCCCAGAGGGAGGUGCUCUUCAUGCAGCAGAGGGAACUGGAGGAGGAACAGAGGGAGCAGAGGAGGAGACAGAGGGAGGUGUUACAGGCACUGCUCACUGCUGAUGACACACAGCCUGGUCCAGAGACCACUGAUGGUUUGGGGUCAGAGCGUCUCCGUCUGAUGGCAGCUCUGCUUCGGGCCAUCGAGGAGUCCAAUGGGCAAACCUCAACAUCGGUAGAAACCAGUCAGAGCCAAGAUGACACACUCUACGUCCAGAGUUCACACUCAGACAGACCUGCCCCUCAUCCACUCCCCCACCCCCGGGCAGCCAAACCCCCGGUGGCCCGUGCCAGGCUGGCCGUCAUGGAGAUGACAGAGCAGCACGAGCUCAGUGCCAUCCAGGAGGUGGAGACGCCAGCCAAUGCCAGCCUGAUCACAGAAGAGAGUGUUGCAGUAUCUAUUGAAAGGGCAAUCGCAGAAGAACAGGACCACUCGGGCCACUCUGAAAGAGGUCACUCCAGCACCUCUGUGUCCAGUGCAUGGGAACACACAGCUGGGACUGGGAGUGAGACAUUAACCGGGUCUGGUAGAUCCAGCAAGCUGUCCUGGAGAGAGAGACUACAGCUAGAGGCUGGUGCCUCUCCUGGACCUGCACUCCCAGAACGGUCUUAUCACUCCUGUCAGUUUGGGAGAGGUGUCCUUGGUAAAUCUCCUACAGAGUUGGAGAGCCUGUCCUUCCAGUCAGCCUGUAGACCCUCAGAACCUGACUACCUGUCCUCUACCACCAUCUCUUCUGGAAGCUAUGCCACCACGGACCCUGAACACACCUCCACGGACCCUGAACACACCUCCACGGACCCUGAACACACCUCCACGGACCCUGAACACACCUCCACGGACCCUGAACACACCUCCACGGACCCUGAACACACCUCCACGGACCCUGAACACACCUCCACGGACCCUGAACACACCUCCACCCAAAUAGAAGACUCUUCCCUGCUCAUGGCUGGGUUUGGAAUGGGAGGAGGAGGAACAAAUAAAAAGAUAUCGGUCAAUGGCUCCUCUUCAUCCAGACAUAGUUCCUGUAGCGGUGUAUCUGGUACCAUUUUAGACUCACUCAUACACAGCAGCAGUAUCCAGCGCAUCAUAGACAAAUACACCAGGGAGCUCAACUUUUCUCUUAGUACUACUGGGAACCAGACGGGUCCAUCUACAGUACUAGAGGGGUCAGUGUGUGAGGAGCCAAGCUCCUCUGUGUCGCAGCAGAAGCCCUGGUCUAAGCUACUGCAGGAGAAUGAGGGACCAGACAGGUCACCUGUUUGGGAGUCAGGAGCUCAGGGGCAGGACCAGGAAUGGGACAACACUGUCAACCGGAUCAUGGAUCGCCUCUCAGACAAGUCCUCCUCAUUGGUUCUGGACCAGGGGCGGGACUCCACUUUCAGCCCAAUGACUGGCCAGCCCUCGGAUAAGUCAUCCUCGCCGGGCCAAGGUUGGGACUCUACUUUGAGCCGAAUGAUUGGCCAGCUCUCAGGUCAAUCAACCUCACUGGACCACGGGUGGGAUUCGACUUUGAGCAGAAUGAUUGGCGGGCUCUCCAAUCAGUCAAUCUCUGUCAGCCAGCGACUGGACCAGUCAUCCCAGUGGCUAGAUGAAGUCCAGGAUGAGAGCCGGGUGAUGAGGCCUCUGGCUGGAGAGCUGGAUGAGUCUGCUGCCCAAUGGAGUGGGAGCUCAGAAGCUGGUGGUUCUAACUCCCUAGGCUGGGUGGAUCUGAGGGUCUCGGGCCAGACAGGAGUGUUCUCUGAUCCAGAGGGAGCCCCUGAAUCCCAGUUACUGAGCAGCUCCUCUCUCCCUGGACGGGAGCCUCCACACUACCAGAGCCUGCAGAACUCUGGGGCCUGCUCCCAGGAAGCAGACAGCACUGGGGUGGAUCCAGCCUCCGACUCCUUCCACCCCCUCCUGGCUGAGGUCACACAUAACGAGACAGCCGAACCCUUCAUGACCUUUCACCUUCCAGAAGAGGAAGUGGAGGGGCUAUGUUCCCACGACGAAGAUGGUGACCAUGAAGCACCUGCAGGGGACCUUGAGCUCUCUGCAUGCUCAGAGGAGUUUGAGGAUGACACAGACCCCUCCGUCACCUUUGAACCGUCUCCUGAGGGCCUGAGAGGAGCGGAGGAACCACCUCAGUCCUCGCCCGCCCUGCACGACUCCUUGUACCAGCUGACCAUAUCCCAGUGCCUCCCCCAUGACUCUGCCCUGCAGGUAUCCCCUAGAGCGGAGGAGGUUGGUCUAGCAGCCUGUGAAGAUGUCUCCACUUUGGACAUGCCACUUGAAGGAGGGGACACUGAUAUGGAGAGUACACCAACACCUCAGAGACUUGACAAAAGAGGUGCUAUUAAAAUUGAGGACCUAGAUGCAGGAGAGCCAGAUGACCAGCUAUGUUCAGAGUCAAAGAUCAGCCCUCCCAUCUGGGAGAGAAUAAUGGAGGUGGGCAGUGUGAAGGGGAUUAUGGAUGAGUCCAUGCCGACCCUGGUGAGCCUGACAGACACCACACUACAGGGCCAGGACCUCACUGAGGAAGGAGAGAUAGAGGAAUCAAAGUCAACGAUGUUGCCAGAGAGGACGCCAGUCUACAGGAGAAAGAGACAACCUCCUCUCAUGCAGUGAUGCUACUGGAGUUCCAGUCGUGUCCCAGCGUGAAUCUACAGGAGGCCUUCCAGCAGAAACGCAGAGCCCUGAUCCAGAGGUCUGC
Messenger RNA from Oncorhynchus nerka (sockeye salmon), 5506 nucleotides. RefSeq names its product centrosomal protein of 295 kDa-like. The transcript is spliced from 25 exons. Bases 322 to 5421 code for a protein of 1699 amino acids. The record is from RefSeq and is a predicted model, not a curated record. Gene Ontology annotation, molecular function: microtubule binding. Lineage: Eukaryota; Metazoa; Chordata; Actinopteri; Salmoniformes; Salmonidae.